GCGCAUGCGUGUUGAACAGAAGAAGACGGCUGCAAACGCAGAAUCUCGCGAGCGUUGAACUUUUGCAAGUUUUGCGUGUAUACCAUUAAAACCUUUAGCAUCUUGUUUUUGUCUAAAAUCAACAUAUAGCUGGAAGUCAGGAGGCUGUUACAGUGCCGCGGGAAAAUCUUUCGACUGAACAAGCGGAAAGAGAAAUGUAAAUAGUAUGGCUGCUGAUCAGUUUUGUCUCCGGUGGAAUAACUUCCAAAUUAACAUAACUUCAGCUUUGGAAAGCUUGAAGAGUGAUGAAGAUCUGGUGGAUGUGACACUAACAUGUGAUGGACAGAAUGUCAAGGCUCAUAAAGUGAUACUCUCAGCCUGUAGUCCUUACUUCAGGAAUGUUUUCAAGGAGAAUCCGUGCCAGCAUCCAGUGGUAAUACUUAAAGAUGUCCGAUAUGAAGAUGUACAGGCACUUCUGAGCUUCAUGUAUCAAGGUGAAGUUUACAUUUCACAAGAUAGGCUGGCACCAUUCCUUCAUACAGCAGAAUUGCUGCAAGUACGAGGUCUUGCAGGUGCUGCUAAUCCAUUCAGAGAAACACAGCAGCAGCAGCAGCAGCAGUCACCUGCACCACCACCACCGCCGCCACCACCAACAGCACUGCAACCUCAGGUGACCACAUCUCAUUCAAAGCAACGCAAACCAGUCUCCUUACCUUCAGUUCCACCCCCUGUUGCUCCACACCUCCACACACUUACUCGCCCAAGUUUACCGGCAUCACCAGCCUUUGUCACAUCUGAGCAGCCAGCUACAGUAUCACCAGAGUUACCAGUUCCUGUGAGUGUUUCACCUACUCUCUCUCAGCCAUCAAGCCCUCAGCACGAUGAUACUCCUGUACCACUGUCCAAAAGGCGCAAAGCAUUCCCGCGCCGCUUUGCAGUUACACCCGUACCACCACAGUUGUCCUCUCAGGAGGAAUUCUCUGCUCCUCCACAUCAGACUGCUUCACAGACUCCUGCAGUUCCAGACAGCCCACUGCAUGACCUGCCUGUCACAAUAAAAAAGGAACCAAUAUGUCAGGAUGAGGGGGAUAUACAGGAGGAACAGACUCUCAGGGGAAUGGAUGGGAAUGGCAGCCCGUCAGCAUCUGGUGCGUCGGAAGAUACAGACUGCUUUGGAAGCAAUUUGGGUGAUGAGGAUUCUCGUGGAGUGCCACUGAAGGAAGAAAGUAGAGGCUCACCUCCUCCAGCCUCUCAGCAACAGAGCAUGCUCAUGCGGUCAUUGUCUGGGGCACCACCACAGCAUACUUCUGUGCCUGAAGGCUGCGGCUUUCCCGAAGAAGCCCAGCUGCGCAUGCGCGCUUCGUGGUGGCGACGACUCCUGUGGCUGCAACAGACUGCUGGUGCGCCCGCCGCGGCCGCUGAAGAUCCAGCCGCAGGGGCCGCGAGUCGUCUGCCACCAGUUUCCCGGAGUCGACCCGCUGCACCCCGUCGGCGACGUCUGCUCCUGCGGCCACAAGUUUGUAAGUACGGCCGGCGCUCUCCUCAAACCUGUCCACCUGUCUCGCACUUCGUCGUCGCGGCACACAAAUCUCUACCACUUCUGAGGAUUGCUCAGUAG
Molecule: messenger RNA, 1597 nt
Organism: Schistocerca nitens (vagrant locust)
Lineage: Eukaryota; Metazoa; Arthropoda; Insecta; Orthoptera; Acrididae
Product: protein bric-a-brac 1-like
Exons: 6
Coding region: 206-1597 (463 amino acids)
Biological process (GO): regulation of transcription by RNA polymerase II
Cellular component (GO): nucleus
Molecular function (GO): protein binding
Source: RefSeq, a predicted model, not a curated record